AUGUCGCAACAACAUGCCAGCCCCGUCGUAACGGUCGACGAGCUGCGAAUCUCUCCGCCGCGGGGAUCAGUUCCCGCCACUUCCCUCCGGCUAACCCUGUUCGACAUAUCGUGGAUAAUCUGCCAUCCGAUUCAACGAGUCUUCUUCUACGAUUUCCCGCAUUCCAGUUCCCAUUUCCGGCAAACAACCAUCCCCAGUCUCGCCGAUUCCCUCUCCCUGGCGCUUAUUCAUUUCUACCCUCUCGCCGCCAGGCUCGUCACCCCGACGCUUUCCGACGAGAGGGCUCGCAUAUUUUACUCAGAUGGCGACUCUGUUUCGCUCACCGUCGCCGAGACCGGUCUCCAAUUCGACCGUGUCAUCUCCGACCUGCCAAGCGACGUUGAACUGCUCCACCCUCUGCUGCCCAAACUUCCUCCCAACGACAGACCGAAUUCGGAGGGCGAAACCUCGUCCCCGCUUCUCGCCGUGAAGGUCACUCUGUUUCCGAACUCCGGCAUCUGCAUCGGGUUCGAGUUUCGCCAUGUGGCGGCUGACGGGCUGGCUUUCAACCAUUUCGUGAAAUCCUGGGCUUCAAUUUGCAAGUCCGGUGGCGGGGACUUGAGCUGGGUCGAAAAGUCUCCGCCUUGCCACGACCGAGAGCUGAUCGAGGAGCAUACAGAGCUCGAGAAUUCGAUUCUGAAAACCAUAGGAAACUAUGCAUCGCAUUGGGAUGAGGGUUCCCGCCAACGAAUGCUUGCCGGCAAGGUCCGCGCCACAUUCCGGAUUGACGGCGAGCAUAUUAAGAGGAUGAAAGCUUCUCUGGCCAACCACAAUGGCAGCAGCAAACAGUCGACGCCGACGUCAGCGUUUACGGUGGCGAGUGCUCUUCUGUGGACCAGUUUGACGAAAUCCCGAGAACCCGAAUUCGUCGCUGCCAGCAGCGACGAAUUCAAUUCAGGGGAGGAUCACAUUGAUUGCUACGUAAUUCUGGUGGAUUGCAGGGGGCGCCUCAAACCCAAACUACCGGCGACUUACUCCGGCAACUGUCUGUCGGGAAUCCAGGUGCUGGUGAAGCGAAGCGAUUUGAUCGGAGGCAACGGGUUUGCAAUUGCAGCCAGAGUAAUCGCGUCGAAGAUCAGGGAGAUGGAAGCUGAGGGACCGUUGAGGAGCGCAGAGAAGUUUUUCUCGUUUUCAGGAUGGCAGGAAAUAAUGAAACAGGGGAACAUCCUGUCGGUAGCUGGGUCGCCGAAGCUUGGGGUCUACGAAACCGAUUUCGGGUGGGGAAACCCGAGGAAGUCAGAGCCGGUUCAUGUCGAUUUCUCUGGCUCGGUUUAUUUCUCGGACGCCAGGGAUAAGGAGAAAGGCGGGAUUGAGUUCGGGUUGGCGCUGAGCAAGGGUGAACUGGAUGCUUUCGCAGCAGCGUUUGAGCAGCAGUUGAGACGGUUCAGUGAGUGA
Linum tenue is the source of this 1434-nucleotide messenger RNA. The record is from the annotation of a GenBank genome assembly. Lineage: Eukaryota; Viridiplantae; Streptophyta; Magnoliopsida; Malpighiales; Linaceae.